Messenger RNA from Drosophila serrata, 1403 nucleotides. It is a transcript of the gene beat-Vc, whose product is annotated as beaten path Vc. NCBI's taxonomy places the organism in Eukaryota, Metazoa, Arthropoda, Insecta, Diptera, Drosophilidae. The record is from RefSeq and is a predicted model, not a curated record.
AGAUGAGCCUGCUGCGCCUGCUUGGAGUCCUGCUGCUGGCUACGCUCCAUGGAAUGGCACCUUUGCCCGCCGAGGGACUGCACCUGUCCAACCUCUCCGUUCCGCGGAUCAUUGACGUGGCCCAAAAGGCGAAACUCUUCUGCAGCUAUGCGAUGGGCAAUCGGACGCUGAACUCUGUCAAAUGGUACAAGGAUGGCCUCGAGUUUUUCAGAUAUUCGCCACUAACGCCGCCGACAACAAAUUGGUUCCCCGUUAAAGGUGUCACCAUCGCCGACGGUUCGCCGCAUUGCAAUCAAUUCAUCUGCAACGUGGAGCUGGAGAAGCUCAACGCCCAUUCCUCGGGCCAAUACCGCUGCGAGGUGUCCGGCGACGCGCCCGAGUUCAAGCUGAUCGAUCAGACGGCCAAUAUGACAGUGGGAGUGCUACCCAAGUACGAUCCCUUCAUUUCGGGCGUGAAACUUGCAUACAAAUAUCAUGACUAUCUCGUGGCCAACUGCAGUUCUGAGUGGUCGAGUCCUGCGGCCAAAUUGAUGUGGUAUAUCAACAAUAAGACGGCACCUGGGCACAGCCUACUGCCGCAAGUCAACGAGGUCACCCGCCAUGCCGACGGCUUCCACCUGUUCAGCAGCCACCUGCAACUGCGUCUGCACCUGGACGACCAGCGGUUCAUCAGCAAGAGCGAGGUGCUCCAGCUGAGCUGCUCCGCGGACAUCAUGGGCAUUGCGAGUGUGCGGCGUGAGAGCCGCGUGGAGACCACUAUUCUGGCGCUGAAGGAUGCCGGCACCAAUCAGCGGCUCACCGAGAACGGGUCCUGCAUCACAGGCCAGCCAGCUUCCCUGGCCGCCUGGCUUUUAAGUCUCGUCCACUUCCUGCGCUGGCAUGGCACCCAGAGUUAGUGGCUAGCCUUGACGGGGGUCCUUUUUGUAGCCUAAGUUCGCAGGAAAUAGGAAAUAUUGUAUGACAGACAUGGGGCGUCCAAGCAAGUGGAACCCUUGCACCAUUUCGAGCCAAGUGAAUAGUUAACAAGCCAAGGCAGCAGCAACAGUUGAAUUUGUAUAUAGUCGAAAUCGAAUUAGUCUAGGUCCGAGCAGGAAGCCCAGCCCCAUUGCCCUCAUGAGUGUCACAAUGCAACAUUUAAUUAUGUGUAAAGUGCAAUGCCGAAAAAUCAACACGAAGUGUGAACUAUGGAAUAUAAUAUAGGUAUCUAAACAGAUAAUUUGCUACAAAAUACGAUUAUAUGUAUGUCAGAAUUAUUUCCAAUGGGUGAGAGAGGAGAAACAUUCGAAUAUCAACAAAUUUACACAUGAAUAUUUGAGCACAGAAAAUAAAAAAGAGGAACACACACAAUCAAUGGCAAGUAAACUUAAUUAUUGUAUGUGAAUUGUUAAUUGUAUUAAAUGAUG